Messenger RNA from Paracoccidioides lutzii Pb01, 1779 nucleotides. RefSeq lists its product as hypothetical. Gene Ontology annotation, cellular component: Set1C/COMPASS complex. The record is from RefSeq and is a predicted model, not a curated record. The transcript has 2 exons. The coding region runs from base 1 to 1779 and encodes 592 amino acids. Gene Ontology annotation, molecular function: transcription cis-regulatory region binding; protein binding.
AUGUCUUCUUCGUUGCCCCAGACUUCCAAUGACACCCCGACUACUACAUCUCCCAUCACAAAUCCUUCCUCCACCCUCAACAACCCCGUUGAUUCAAACCAAGCGGCUCAUCCCCUCAAGGUCUCAUUUACAAAUAUGAACAAUGAUCCGUCUGCGCAGAAUGGCCGCUCUAAAAGAAACAAACGGGACAGUCGCAAAAAGCGCGAGGCCAAAGGUACCACCGAAGGGACAGCAGAUGUACCUGCACCGGUUCCUCGUGAAAAGAAGCCCACCUCCUCAUCCUCCAACUCUGCAAUUCCGUCUUCUGAGCUCAAAAUGAUCAUGCCCAUUUAUCUGGCGGAUCCGCGGCCAACGGACGUUCUACACCCACGACCCCGCCAGAUGAAUUUUGCCUGUGAAAAGCACUCGGCUAUUCUUAACCAGUCAUGGAAGUUCUAUGAAAUUGCUGAUAAGCUCAGCAACAGGAACGGUUUCCGCUACACCUACGCCGCAAUGGACCCAUCUUUCCCGCACAUAAAGUACCGCCAAACCGACGUUCCCCCUUACCACUCGCGUUUCAGCUUUGAAGAUUCGCCGGUCGCUAUAUCAUUCACCGAAGAUGGCCUGGCUGUAACUACAAACGAACCCUGGCACUCUGCGCGUGCCAAUGUCUGUGCCCGGGAGGGCUCCUAUUACUACGAAGCACGUGUAAUUAGUGGAAUUGUAAAGGGAGCAGAGCAGCCACCUAGCGGCUCGCCACGGGGUAAUAUCCGGCUUGGUUUCGCGCGUCGUGAGGCAGAUCUCGACGUCAAUGUUGGAGUCGACUGUUAUGGCUAUGGUAUCCGUGAUGUCAAUGGAGAGGUAGUUAACCGCAUGCGAUGUGAAUAUUUCUUUCCAAAGGAUGAAGCAAUAAAUGAGGGGGACGUCAUUGGCAUGCUCAUCACUCUUCCACCGCUAUGGCUGCAUAGAAAAAUCGUGGAAGGUUCCUACGACCCGGCCGUCGAUGGCGAUGGCACUGCACACACGACCAGCAGCGCAAACACCAAGAUUCUCCCCCCAGCCCAAAACCUAAUCCGCGACCGCAUCCCAUUCCACCUCAAAUCUGACUUUCUCUAUCAACAAUCUCACAUCUUCCCAUCCAAGCAUCUGCGCGACUACGCCUUCAACCUUAAAGAGACGCCAACCUACGGCGCUCCCUCCCCAACAAACGCCGAAGACCCUUCUCUCCGCACACUACCAGGCUCAUACAUCACGAUUUACAAAAACGGCGUAAAAAUGGGAACACCUUUUAAGGAUCUGUUUGCUUUCUUGCCACCUGCAUCGAGAGCUACGCAGGCUAGCAAUAAUAUGGGUGUGGGCGAGAGGGAGAAUGCAGACGAUGGAAUGAUUGGAUAUUUCCCUGUUGCUAGUUGCCAUGGGGGCGGGGCUGUGGAGGUGAGGUUUGAAGGGCCGUGGUGGGUGGGGCCACCCAAGUCAACUGAAGAGGAAGAUGGGAGACAGGGUGUGGUGAUUAAGGGGUUUGGAGAGAGGUAUGAUGAACAGAUCGUUGAGGAUGUGGUGGCUGAUAUUGUGGAUGAGGUUGAGGCGUCGUUUAGGGGAUGGGGUGGUGGUGCGCCCGCUGCUACGGCUGCUGCGGCGGCUGCUGUGAAUGUGGGAAUUGGUGCAGGUGAGGGUGCUGCUGGUGUUGCGGGGGUUCUCAUGGAUGAUGGAACGAGUGUGAGUGUCAAUAUUGGUACUCCGCUGCACGGGCCUGUGGCUGGUGAAACUGCGGCUUCGGAAGAUGUGGAAAUGGUGAUGUAA